Molecule: messenger RNA, 2028 nt
Organism: Priapulus caudatus
Lineage: Eukaryota; Metazoa; Priapulida; Priapulimorpha; Priapulimorphida; Priapulidae
Product: probable glycoprotein hormone G-protein coupled receptor
Exons: 4
Coding region: 661-2028 (455 amino acids)
Cellular component (GO): membrane
Source: RefSeq, a predicted model, not a curated record
GUGCGUGGCGUGGUGUGUGUGUGUGUGUGUGUGUGUGUGUGUGUGUGUGUGUGUGUGUGUUGCGUUAUGAGUUGUAACGUAAAACUUGCUCUGUGAGGUGAAGCACGGCCUGGCUGCCUGUGUAUGCCCGCCUGCACUUAGUUUUGAUUAGGUGAUAUGAGACGACCGCCGGCACCUGCGCUAAUAUCUGAAAUAUUAGGGAUGACGAUGUUAUAGGUGUGAGUGAACGUCGUGCGCACCGUGAUCUGGCAACGAAGUGAAUUCUAUGCGCGCGCCUGUGUGUGCCUGUAUGUAUCAAAGCAUCGCUACGACGUGUGGCGUACUGAAUAGCACGUGAAUAUAACAUCUUCAUCAUCGUCAUCAUCAUCGGUGAAUGUGCGCUGCUGCUGCUGCUGCCGCUUCUACUGCUGCUGCUGCUGUCGCUGCUACUGCUGCUGCUGCCGCUGCCGCUGCUGCUGCUGCCGCUGCCGCUGCUAUUGCUGCUGUUAUUGCGUCGGAAACUGUGCUUCCACGUAUUUCUGUGCACGUCUGAGGAUAUUCCGACUAGGUCUUCACGUAUUCUACUCAAUUUCGAUCAGCUUUUUUUGUACGGAUUUAUUCUGCGUAUAUUUUCUUUCUACGCGCGUCUCCGGCGCUUCUCGUUCGUGUGCUGCCGCAGCGAUGACGAUGAUGUGUUACUGUCGCCGCCUCAGCACAGUUCUGCUGCUCGUAUUUGUGUUCGUCUGCUCAUCUCGUCCCGUCGAAGCCGCCAGGGGCAACGAUGACGAUAGCGUCAACGUCUGCCCGCAGGACGUCGACUCGAUAGCGCCGUGCACGUGCUCGCUCGCCGCACCGGAUGCGGAAGCGGAAGCGGGCGUCGACGUCGUCUGCGCGCGUCCGCUGUCGCGCGAGGCUCUCACCGACGUCACGAACUCCCUGGCGUUCCAGAACAUCGUCGCCAACACGUUCCGCAUCGACGUCUACGACGACGUCGCUCUGCCGAGUCCCGCGCUUCACGGGUUGUUCAUCCGGGAACUGCGCGUCGCCAGCGAACGCCUGGAACGCGUCGACGCGACGGCGUUCGCCGACGUCGUCGGCCUGCGCUCGCUGCGACUCGAUCUCGUCUCGCGAGAUCUCGUCAUCGACGCGGCCGCCUUCUGGCGACUGCCGACGCUGCACACGCUUGAGCUGCGCGCGCACAGGGUAGAGAUCGCUCCGGACAUGCUGCGCGGCUCGCCGCUCCUCAAGCACCUGCUCCUUACCCUGCUCGGCGACGCCGCCUCGCUCGACGCGGCCGCCUUCCGCGGGUUCCCGCCGCUCGAGGAGUUUGCGUACAGCGGCGGCGACGUUGGCGAUGUGAGCGAGGCGACGUUCGCCGACCUGCGAUCGCUGCGGAGGUUGAACGUGAGCGGCAGCGGCGUGCGGCGCUUCCACGAAGCACUGCAACACGAGCGAGGUGUCAACAGUAGCUCGCUGCAACUACUACUAACAGAUAACGAGCUGCAGUGUGAUUGCUGCUUGCGAUGGCUGCUAGAGAGAAGCUGGGACGAGGGCAGCGAUCUCGGCCGCUGUGCGUCGCCACCAGCGCUCGCCGGACGCAAUCUCUCCGAUCUGCUGCCAGCAGAACUGCAAUGCGACGGUGGCGACAUCUGCAUUCAAACGCCGCGAACAGAAGAAAGUGUACAGGUGAGUGAGGUGUACAGGGAGGGACACGAGUACACGCAGCCCAGAAGUCUGUACGCGUACGAUAUCGAGGAACCGAUUUGGGGAUUCGCCGAUGGCGGCGAAACGUACACCGGAAGCGACCGUGGCGCCAUCUCUGGCAUCGGCGGUGGUAGAAUCGGAGGCAUCGGCGGUGGCGCCAUCGGUGGCAUCGGCGGUGGUAGAAUCGGAGGCAUCGGCGGUGGCGCCAUCGGUGGCAUCGGAGGUGGCGCCAUCGGUGGCAUCGGAGGUGGCGCCAUAGGUGGCAUCGGCGGUGGAGUGAUUGGCGGUGGCGGCGGCAUCAUCAGAGGCGGUGGCGGCAACGCGCACGGUGGCUACGGAUACUAA